CGAUCCAUACCAGGAAUACUUCCCUGUCAACAGGAUGGAGUGAUGUGUUCACACUAGCAGCUGGGAUUGUAUGAUUUUGGACGUCACCCGUAACGCCACGAAAGGCAUGGUAGUAGGAGCUGAUCUGUAUGCAGAGUGAAAUCUAUCAUGACUGGGAUGUCAUUGGCACACCGCAGAUACUGAGCCAUGGGUAACACAGAAAGUCAUAGCGGCGGCCAUGGUUACUAUGGAGACGGCCAGCGCCACCUCUCCCGUAAGCACAUGUCCCGCUCGCUCCGCCUGUCCAGCAAGCAGACGUACUGUUCCCGCCGAACGCCGUCCGGAAAACCAGAGCAUCGCAACUCCGAGACCAGCACGCGCUCCAGCAGCACUCCCAGCAUCCCGCAGUCGCUGGCUGACCACGGCCUGGAGCCCUUCAACGACUCGGACAUGCUGCCCAACUUCAGCAGCCCCAUUUGGGUGGACCGUGUGGCCAUGAAUCUCCGACCCAUGUCCUUCCACAACCAUCCGGCCAAUUCGCCCGCCACCACCGCCAAACAAGCCACGCAGGACGACACCGAGCCGCCGGAGGACACGACACUCGUCCAACGCACACGGGACAGUUCCCUAGAGGCGUCCAGCUUUAAAAAGAAGCGCUCUAAGUCUGCGGACAUGUGGAGGGAGGAUUCGCUGGAGGUGUCCUUAUCCGACCUGAGCCAGGAGCACCUGACCAGCACGGAGGAGAUUGGAGACACGCCUGAUGACUGCGAAACCCGUUUACAGUCGUCCGCUCAGGAGCUGCUGGACUCAAACCGAGCCAAUUCUUUAGAUGAACUCUACGGACCGAAGAGCCCCGCCUGCAGGCCCACACACGGACGCUAUGCCAAAUGGCACAAGGGCGGCGGCACAAGCAGAAAAGGUGACGAGGAUAAGAUGAUCUCGCCCUGUGAGGACGACGGAGCCGCAUACAGCGCGUAUACACUGCCCUGCCGCCGAUCUCACUGUCUGUCGGAGGGACCGACCAAUCAUCAAGGAGUUAUGCAAGGGAGGCGGGCACAAACCAUACAGGAUGUCACAGCAGGAGAUGGCAGUGAUUAUGAGGACAGUGGUAUCGAUGGGCUGACGGGGGACAGCGAGGCGUCUCAGCACCACGCUCGACGCUAUAAGACCAUGUCUGUGUCUUUCUCCGCUUACUCCACGUCAGCAGGGGGCGCCUUCGCAGGGAGCGACAGUGGGAGCAGCAGCGGUGCUGGAGCGGGACCCUCAGAUGGCACACAGGGUGUCUAUGAGAACUUCCGUCAGGAGCUGGAGCAGAACGUGAGUCCGGUGGAGGUUCCCGAGGAGAGAAGCUCAGCGUUCAGCGACGAGCAGAGCAGUGUGACCCUGAGCUCUGCUUACCACACCGACCCUCUGCUGAACGUGGCCGCUGUACAGGGAACCGUACGCAAAGCUGGACGCCUCGCUGUCAAAAACUUCCUGGUGCAUAAAAAAAACAAGAAGGUGGAGCUCGCCCCUCGCCGCAAGUGGAAGAGCUACUGGGUGUCCCUCAAAGGAUGCACUCUGUUUUUCUAUGAGACGGACGGCCGGUCGGGCAUUGAUCACAACAGCGUCCCUAAACAUGCCGUGUGGGCCGAGAACAGCAUCGUCCAGGCCGUCCCAGAACACCCCAAAAAAGAUUUUGUCUUCUGCCUGAGUAACUCGCUCGGAGACUCCUUCCUUUUUCAGACCUGCAGCCAAACUGAGCUUGAGAACUGGAUCACGGCCAUUCACUCGGCCUGCGCUGCGGCCGUCGCUCGACAACACCACCGCGAAGACACGGUGCGUCUGCUGCGGGCCGAGAUCCGAAAGCUUGAGCAGAAGAUUGACAUGGAUGAGAAGAUGAAGAAAAUGGGAGACAUGCAGCUCUCUGCUGUCACUGACGCCAAGAAGAGGAAGACCAUUCUGGAGCAGAUUUUCCUGUGGGAGCAGAAUUUAGAGCAGUUCCACAUGGAUCUGUUCCGCUUCCGCUGUUACCUGUCCAGCCUGCAGGGCGGCGAGCUUCCCAACCCCAAACGCCUGCUGGCCUUCGCCUCCCGUCCCACCAAACUGGCCAUGGGCCGACUGGGCAUUUUUUCAGUCUCUUCCUUCCAUGCACUGGUGGCGGCUCGCACUGAGAGCGGCGUGAGGCGUCGGACGCAGGCGAUGUCGCGCUCCACCAGCAAACGCAAGAGUCGCUUCUCCUCACUAUGGGGUCUGGACACCCACUCCAAGAGAAAGAGUAAAGGUCACCCCAGCAUUAACCAGGUUUUUGCAGAAGGAGAUGAUCCAGUUAAAAGUCCUCUAGAAGGCACGUUUGAGGGUUCUUCUAGUGAUACGACGAAAGACACCAAGACCCCAGUGAAAGGUCUGCCAAGACCCAGCGCAGAUCAUGACAUCUGGUCCAGAGACCACCUCACUCCAUCAUGGGUUCUGCUGCCAAACGACCAGCCUGUGUUAGCCAUCAUCCAACCCGGAGAGUCGGCCCUCGACAUGCUGGAAACGAUCUGCAAGGCUCACCAACUGGACCCCACUAAACACUACGUGCGGCUUAAGCUCCUCAUUGAGAACCAAGUGCAGUUUUAUAUCCCCAAACCGGAGGAGGAUAUUUAUGAUCUGCUGUAUAAGGAAAUCGAGCUGUGCUGUAAGAUCAGGAAGGUCAUUCAGUUUGAUCGGGAUGAGUCCUGCAUGAUCGGCUAUGGUUUUUCCAUUUCAGUGGUGGAGGAGGACAGCGUUCAGCAGCUCUAUAUCACUGACGUGAGAGCUGGAGGAUUAGCGUUCGCUAAAGCUCUGAAUGCGGGAGAUGAGAUUCUGCAGCUGAACGGGAAGGACGCCCGCACUCUGACCUUCGCUGACAUGAAGGUGGCGUUCGCUCAGGUCUCCCUCUCUCUCACCGUCAACACGCUGCCCCCUGUUGACCGCCGGCAGCUCUGCUUCCUGCCACCGAGACGCUCGGACGCUGUGGACAACCUCUAUACGGAUAUCUUCUCUCAGAGUCAGGAGGAGAUUCUUGACGAUGGAGUGGGUCUGAUUGUGGAGACUUCGGGAGACAGUUUAGACGAUGACUCGAAGCUCUUCGCUGAGUUUGAUGACUAUGGAAAGAGUACGGAGCAGGUUGCAGCUUUCUGCCGCAGUCUGCACGAGAUGAAUCCCUCAUCCGAGGUUGUCUCUUCCUCGUCCGGCCCGGAGUCUUCCUCGCUCCCUCCGAGCAACGCCACUCCACGCCAGCUCUCCGAUGCCGACAAACUCCGCAAAGUCAUCUGCGAACUUGUGGAGACGGAGCGCACCUAUGUCAAAUGCAAGAAUUCACAGGAUACGUUUUGA
This is a messenger RNA of Sinocyclocheilus grahami, 3318 nucleotides long. RefSeq names its product T-lymphoma invasion and metastasis-inducing protein 1-like. Gene Ontology annotation, molecular function: guanyl-nucleotide exchange factor activity; protein binding. Gene Ontology annotation, biological process: activation of GTPase activity; small GTPase-mediated signal transduction. Bases 187 to 3318 code for a protein of 1043 amino acids. NCBI's taxonomy places the organism in Eukaryota, Metazoa, Chordata, Actinopteri, Cypriniformes, Cyprinidae. The transcript has 19 exons. The record is from RefSeq and is a predicted model, not a curated record. Gene Ontology annotation, cellular component: cytosol; plasma membrane.